GAUCAAGAAGGAAUUCCCAGCUUUGAAGUCAGUUCGAGCACAAGAAAAGGGCCGAGAGUUCGACGCACGAACCACCCAAUCACCAAGACCCACAUUCUGCAGAUCUUCCUUCACUUGGCGUCUAUCAAUUAUAUGCAAUACGCGCCGUUCCAUGGCAAAGAGAAAUCGAUCAGCUUCACCUUCCAAUACGCUGCGUGCCCAACGAGCUAUAAGAUUAGCAAGGGCAUCCCCGCCUACAGCACCCCGCGGACUACACUGCGGACACUGACCAGCUUGGAGAAAGACGCCCGGUUACCUCCACCCUCGAUUAACCGGAAAGCCGUGACCCUUCGUUCGCGGCGUAGCUCUAACUACGGGGCAACUAUCGCUGCUUUACUAUAUAAGUGUUUCCCUGCGCUACACGAAAUACUUUCGGUGAAGGAUAUCAGCACUCUUCCUAAUAGCAUCACUCUUCGAGACUCGGACAUCGAAAAUGAGGACGAGGUGAAGACUUAUAAGCGCUAUCCCCCGGCUGACAUCCCCGCCAUUCCCUCCGAUCAGCAUGUCCGAUUUUAA
Messenger RNA from Penicillium robsamsonii, 555 nucleotides. RefSeq lists its product as uncharacterized. The annotation marks the transcript as partial. The transcript has 5 exons. The record is from RefSeq and is a predicted model, not a curated record. Lineage: Eukaryota; Fungi; Ascomycota; Eurotiomycetes; Eurotiales; Aspergillaceae.